AUGAGCGGGGCCAGCCCCGCGUCCCCCGGCCGCGGCAGCGCGGCGGCCCCGCCGCCCGCCGACAGGAGACGGGACUCCACGGCCGCCGGCUCCCCGAUCCAGCCCAUCAUCAAGGAUGUUGGGGAAGUCUAUUCAAGACUGCUGGAUCACCGACCAGUAAUUCAGGGAGAAAUACGUUACUUUGUUAAAGAAUUUGAAGAAAAACGUGGCCUCCGAGAGCUGCGAGUACUUGAAAAUCUCAAAAAUACGAUCUUUGAUGCAAAUGAACGUGUUCUUCCAAAGUGUGAGCAGGCAAUGCAGGACAACUUGAGUGAAACCUUCAAGAGAUUGCAAGCUGCCAAUGCCAUGAUCCAUAGACUCCAAGAGAGGGAGUGUGAAGCGAGAAAGCUUCAGGCAGACAAGAUGAUGGCUCGUGAGGAGAAGUGCAUUGCUCACUGGGAGGAGUUCAUGAGAGAACAGCAGAACAAACGCGCAGAGGUGGACGAAGAGCACAGAAAGGCGAUGGAGCGCCUCAAAGAGCAGUAUUCUGAGAUGGAGAAGGAACUGGCCAAAUACGCUUCUUUUUAACACCUUUUUCAAUAAUGCUGGAUUUGUGCCAUGCUCAGCUGCUUCUGGCUUGAAUUGAGGUUCUUUUGGAAAGCUGAAGCUGAUAGAAAAAAAGGAGGAUUUCCUCUACAGUCUUGGAAUGG
Messenger RNA from Melozone crissalis (California towhee), 689 nucleotides. It is a transcript of the gene BLOC1S5, whose product is annotated as biogenesis of lysosomal organelles complex 1 subunit 5. Lineage: Eukaryota; Metazoa; Chordata; Aves; Passeriformes; Passerellidae. The record is from RefSeq and is a predicted model, not a curated record. Bases 1 to 567 code for a protein of 188 amino acids. The transcript is spliced from 5 exons. Gene Ontology annotation, cellular component: transport vesicle; BLOC-1 complex.